AUGUUGUCGAGGUUCUUCGUCCUCUUGCCCCUGGUGUUGUCCAUGGUGGCCUUUAUCCUCUCAAUGCUCUGCCUUUUUGCUGGUCACAAGGAAGGGUUUAUGGAAGAAUACUCUGUUGCACGGCUCAACACUUCAAUGAUUGGCCAUAACGUUCUCGACACUGACAGCGACGCUUCUUCUAAUGACAACGAUGAAGAUGAUGGCUUCUUUGGCAAGGUCACCGACAAGUGGAACGAAGUCAAGGACGAUGUCAAGGGAAAGAUCAACGAUAUCACUGGCGAUGUUGCAGACAAGCUGGCCGACACUAUUGGUAUUUCGGAGUGGUACUCCAUUCAUGUCAUGGCCACAUGUGAUGGACAGUACAAGCCGAAUGCCACGAGUCCUGGUGCUGGAUAUAACGUCACAAACUGCACCAACUCUGCCCCCGAGAAACGCUUCAACCUCACCGAGAUGCUCGACAAGCAACUCGAAGUCGGUCCUUUCCAGAUGAAUCUUGCUGACAUCAACUGGCCCGAUGACAUCCAAGAUUCUAUCGAUCUUCUCAACACGGCUCUCCUCGUUACUUUCGUCUUCUACGUUCUCGCAGUGGGAUUCUCCGGCCUCGCCAUGGUCGCGAGCGCCGGCGCAUUCUUCCUCUUCGCUCGGCGCGGCGUCAACGCCGUCAACGUCAUUCUUUCGGGUCUCGCCGCACUCGUGCUCCUUAUCGCCAGCAUUCUCGUCACUGUGGCUGGAAAGAAGGGCGUAAACAAGAUCAACGACGUCGGCGAUGAUGUUGGACUGUCGGCGUCUGUGGGAAAUAAGUUCCUGGCGCUGACUUGGGCUGCUGCUGCUCUCAUGAUUAUCGCAGCUAUCUACUGGGUCAUGCACUUGUGUCUUAUGCGACGUGAGAGGAAGAGACAGUGGAAGCCACGAAAGGGAAGCUAUUAG
Molecule: messenger RNA, 927 nt
Organism: Fusarium fujikuroi IMI 58289
Lineage: Eukaryota; Fungi; Ascomycota; Sordariomycetes; Hypocreales; Nectriaceae
Exons: 3
Coding region: 1-927 (308 amino acids)
Biological process (GO): fungal-type cell wall organization
Cellular component (GO): plasma membrane; cell cortex of cell tip
Source: RefSeq, a predicted model, not a curated record